Molecule: messenger RNA, 1671 nt
Organism: Ctenopharyngodon idella (grass carp)
Lineage: Eukaryota; Metazoa; Chordata; Actinopteri; Cypriniformes; Xenocyprididae
Exons: 2
Coding region: 380-1318 (312 amino acids)
Source: RefSeq, a predicted model, not a curated record
CACAUCUUCAAAUCUCACACCACUGAAUGAUUUACUCAGAGACUGGGUUGCUCUCCUCAAAUAUGUCUCAACAUCGUCUCAAACUUUGCUCAGAUUUGCCAAAGUCUGAAAAAGUCCAUUUAAAUUCGUACAAGGCCAAAUGAUCUGAGCUCAAGUUAACUUUAUUGUUCAUUCUGUUUGUCACGGAGCAGAAAUUUGUCUUUGACACUGGUGUCAUACAUAUACAAAAAAAAAAAAAACACUCGGAUUGCCUUGAUAUCGCUAGUUUUAUCCGACUUCUCGAACAUUCGCUACUAGCUUUAGCCCGUUAGCAAUAGCGGCGUGGUCACACUAGCGUUUGUACUCUUCUCACUCACAAUAUUAUUGUUCAUCUAUACUAAUGGCGGGCGUACCGAAUGUGUCUCUAUCUUUGAGUGCAGGUGAGGACACGUUCGAGCUGCAUGCGGUGCAGUUGGAGCUGGAGGCCGUGGAACGACAGAUCCGGACCCUUCUGGAGAAACAGGCCGAGCUACGGGAGUGGCGAACAGCGCUGGAAACAUCCCGUGCUGACGCUCACCAAUCCUCGGUAAGUUUGCAGCGCGAUAUUAACAUUCCUGCUUCCUCUACGCCGUGUACUUCUCUGCACAGGGCCCGAGAACCCAGAACGCGUUCAUCCCAGCCCUCAUUCACUCCGGCGCCGUCACACCAGGGACCUUGGGUUCUUCAGCAACGGAAGGCGCGAGCCAGGCCUCGGACCAGGACCUCUCCCCCUCCGCCGCCCCCGGUCUUCGAGGUCUCGACGAGGAACCGCUUCUCCCCUCUUCGCGAGGCAGAACGAGACGCCGUGGUCAUCGGAGACUCCAUCGUCCGUCACGUCCAUGCUACCACAACCAAAGGUAAGGUGCGCAGUCACUGUUUUCCUGGUGCUCGUGUCCUCGAUGUCUCUGCGCAGGUUCCCGCGAUCCUGAAUGGCGCUGAGAGCAUCGGAGCUGUUGUUCUGCACGUGUGGGUGAACGACACCAGGCUGCGGCAGACGGAGGUGCUGAAGCAGGACUUCAGGAGCCUGAUCGAGACGGUACGAGCCACAUCGCCCACGACGAGGAUCAUCGUGUCCGGACCGCUUCCGACGUACCGACGUGGACAUGAAAGGUUCAGUAGAUUAUUUGCUUUAAAUGAAUGGUUAAUGUCUUGGUGUACUGAACAGAAGCUGCUCUUUAUAAAUAAUUGGAAUCUUUUCUGGGAGCGACCUAGGCUCUUCCGUGCUGAUGGCCUGCACCCCAGCAAAAUCGGAGCUGAUCUUCUGUCGGAGAACAUCUCCAAGACGCUUCGCACCGUAUGACUAUUUCAGUUUGGAUCCAGCCUCUUAAGAAGACCUCAGAUGACUAAAACUUUGGAAGAGACGGCGCCAACUCCUGCGAUGACUUCAGAAGAUGCAACAUCUGGAUCAACACGCACAUUCACAUUCUAUAAAUCCUAAUUAUUGUUAAUAUGUAAUUCAUUUUUCCAGGAGCUCUUUGCUUCUACCUCCAAUUACAUUGCUAACAGUGAUUGUAUGUUAAUCGCCUAAAUUAUUACAUUAUUAGCUAACUGCAGUCUCCAAAUUGUAAUGUUGAUAUGCAUUCUCUGUAAAGCUGCUUUGAAACGAUAUGUAUCGUGAAAAGCGCUAUACAAAUAAAUGUGAAUUGAAUUGAA